AUGACGACCAGACGACAACUGCAGUUAUGUCUCUGUGAUCGCGAGUGUGAAAACCCACAGCGGUCACCGAAUGCGUCGUAUGCGCGCGCGUUCAGCUCGAGUGCAGAGCCUGGCGAGGUGGGGGGCGCGGGGGAUGCUGGCGAGGCGGUGGGGGAGGUGGCGGGGCGCGGCUGCGCGCGUGGCCACUGGCGCUGCGCCAACGGCGUCUGCGUGCUCGCCGACACGCUGUGCGACGGCGUCGACAACUGCGGCGACUACAGCGACGAGCACCGCUGCAACGUGAACGAGUGCCUGGUGCUGAACGGCGAGUGCGCGCACAACUGCACGGACCUGGCGGUGGGGCGCGCGUGCUGGUGCCGCGGCGGCUGGCGGCGCGCCGGCGCCGGCGCCUGCGCCGACGUCGACGAGUGCGCCGAGGACGAGCCCUGCGACCACCGCUGCCGGAACACCAUCGGCAGCUUUGUUUGUUCCUGCAACGACGGAUACAAACUAAUGGCUGAUGGCAUUAGUUGUGAACCUAUUUCUUCCAUCAAGGCAUCCCUGAUAUUCACAAACCGCUACUACAUCCGACAAACGAGCAUUGUGAGCGAGGACGCGCCCCCGGGGUCCGCGGUGACGUCACUGCUCGUACACAACCUGACCAACGCUGUGGCGCUGGACAUGGACUGGGCGGGCGGCUGUCUCUACUGGAGUGACGUCACGCGCCUCGGCAGCUCCAUCAAGCGCGUCUGCCGAUCUGACCGCAAGGAGAAACCCCUCCAGCCUUUGUACUCGAACCCCCAUCCGCGGCAACCUCUACAUCUGCUCGAGACUUCUUCAACUGACUAUCAGCUGGUGCAGGGCGCGACGCUGCAGAACCCGGACGGGCUGGCGGUGGACUGGGUGGCGCGCAACGUGUACUGGUGCGACAAGGGCACGGACAGCAUCGAGGUGGCGCGGCUGGACGGCCGCCACCGCCGCGUGCUGCUGCGCGCCGGCCUGGCCGAGCCGCGCGCGCUCGCGCUGCAUCCGGACAAGGGGCGGCUGUACUGGUCGGACUGGGGCGCGCGGCCGCACAUCGGGCGCUGCGGCAUGGACGGGUCCGCGCGGCGCGUGCUGCUGGCCGCCGGCCUGGGCUGGCCCAACGCGCUCACGCUGCUGCCCGCCGCCAACGAGCUCUACUUCGCGGACGCGCGUGAAGACUUCGUCGCUGUCGCCGACCUCGACGGCAACCGCAUGCGCAUACUCUUCUCGAGAGAGCAGAUGCCGUGGCUGCGGCUGCACCACGUGUUCGCGCUGGCGGUGUGGGCGGGCCGCGUGUACUGGAGCGACUGGGAGACGCGCGCGCUCGAGAGCUGCCGCCGCCGCCCAGACCCCCACUACCAGGAAAGCAACAGCAGCCUGGAGCUGGAGCUGGGUGGCGCGUGGCGCUGCCGCACUGAGACGCGCACCGUGCACAAGCCCAUGGACCUGCGCGUCUACCAUCCCGCACGACAGCCUCCCUCGCCAGAGCUGUCGGCGCUGUGCGAGCGGCUGAACUGUUCGGGGCUGUGCCUGCUGGUGCCCGGCGAGGAGGGUGGUGAGGAGGGGGGCGGGGCGACGGCGCGUUGCGAGUGCCCUGAACACUUCGUGCUUGCGGAGGACGGCCGCUCCUGCACGCCCAACUGUACCACCGCCCAGUUUGUCUGUCGCACCACGCUUAAAUGUAUACCGUUUUGGUGGCGAUGUGACACACAGGACGACUGCGGCGACGGGUCGGACGAGCCGGCGUGGUGCCCGCGCUUCCGCUGCGCGCCCGGACAGUUCCAGUGCGGCAGCGGGCAGUGCGCGCACCCGGCGCACAUCUGCGACGGCGCGCCGCACUGCCGCGACGCCAGCGACGAGCGCGACUGCGACGCCUUCGCCUGCCUCGCCGCGCACAUCAAGUGUCGCGCCAACGCAACGGCGCGCGUCGCGGCCCGCUGCGUGCCCGCUGCGGCCCGCUGCGACGGCCGCCGCGACUGCCACGACGGCGACGAUGAGCUCGAGUGCCCGCCGCGCACCUGCCCGCCGCACCACUUUACGUGCGCGAACGGCGCUUGCGUGCCGUCCGUGUGGGUGUGCGACGAGGACUCGGAUUGCGGUGACGGCUCGGACGAGGGUGCCAUGUGCAGCGCGCGGAGCUGUGCGCGAGAUGAGUUCCGCUGCGCCUCGGGACGCUGCAUCCCGCGCGACUGGCUCUGCGACGCGGAGGCGGACUGCCCGGGGCGCGAGGACGAGGCGCAGUGCGGGUCGGGAGGGGCGGGGGGCGCGGCGGUGGCCUGCGAGCCGACGUACUUCCGCUGCCCGGACGCGCACUGCAUCCCGGGCCGCUGGCGCUGCGACUUCGAGGACGACUGCGGCGACGGCGCCGACGAGAUCGACUGCACGCCGCGCAACUGCUCAGAGUCCGAGUUCCGGUGCGACAACGGCGAGUGCAUCCGCGGCGCGCUGCGCUGCUCGGGCGCGGCGGAGUGCGCCGACGCGUCGGACGAGGCGGCCUGCGCGCCGCACUGCCGCGCCGACGCGCGCCUCUGCAAGCACUCGCGCCAGUGCGUGCGCAGGUACGUGCGCCACACUACACAGAUACGCUGCGCUGCUCGAGCGCGGCGGAGUGCGCCUCUGCAAGCCCUCGCGCCAGUGCGUGCGCAGGUACGUGCGCCACACUACACAGAUACGCUGCGCUGCUCGAGCGCGGCGGAGUGCGCCUCUGCAAGUCCUCGCGCCAGUGCGUGCGCAGGUACGUGCGCCACACUACACAGAUACGCUGCGCUGCUCGAGCGCGGCGGAGUGCGCCUCUGCAAGCCCUCGCGCCAGUGCGUGCGCAGGUACGUGCGCCACACUACACAGAUACGCUGCGCUGCUCGGGCGCGGCGGAGUGCGCCUCUGCAAGCACUCGCGCCAGUGCGUGCGCCACACUACACAGAUACGCUGCGCUGCUCGAGCGCGGCGGAGUGCGCCUCUGCAAGCCCUCGCGCCAGUGCGUGCGCAGGUACGUGCGCCACACUACACAGAUACGCUGCGCUGCUCGAGCGCGGCGGAGUGCGCCUCUGCAAGCCCUCGCGCCAGUGCGUGCGCAGGUACGUGCGCCACACUACACAGAUACGCUGCGCUGCUCGAGCGCGGCGGAGUGCGCCUCUGCAAGCCCUCGCGCCAGUGCGUGCGCAGGUACGUGCGCCACACUACACAGAUACGCUGCGCUGCUCGAGCGCGGCGGAGUGCGCCUCUGCAAGCCCUCGCGCCAGUGCGUGCGCAGGUACGUGCGCCACACUACACAGAUACGCUGCGCUGCUCGAGCGCGGCGGAGUGCGCCUCUGCAAGCCCUCGCGCCAGUGCGUGCGCAGGUACGUGCGCCACACUACACAGAUACGCUGCGCUGCUCGGGCGCGGCGGAGUGCGCCUCUGCAAGCACUCGCGCCAGUGCGUGCGCCACACUACACAGAUACGCUGCGCUGCUCGAGCGCGGCGGAGUGCGCCUCUGCAAGCCCUCGCGCCAGUGCGUGCGCAGGUACGUGCGCCACACUACACAGAUACGCUGCGCUGCUCGAGCGCGGCGGAGUGCGCCUCUGCAAGCCCUCGCGCCAGUGCGUGCGCAGGUACGUGCGCCACACUACACAGAUACGCUGCGCUGCUCGAGCGCGGCGGAGUGCGCCUCUGCAAGCCCUCGCGCCAGUGCGUGCGCAGGUACGUGCGCCACACUACACAGAUACGCUGCGCUGCUCGAGCGCGGCGGAGUGCGCCUCUGCAAGCCCUCGCGCCAGUGCGUGCGCAGGUACGUGCGCCACAACUACACAGCUGACACAAACCGAGCGAUAA
Parnassius mnemosyne (clouded apollo) is the source of this 3813-nucleotide messenger RNA. The record is from the annotation of a GenBank genome assembly. Lineage: Eukaryota; Metazoa; Arthropoda; Insecta; Lepidoptera; Papilionidae.